UUUCCGAGGUGGUUUUCUGAGCAUAUCAUCUGAUAAAACGAAACUAGGACUAAGAUCGACUAAAGGAACUCCAACAAUGUGCUGUAACAGCUGCCCACCAGGGAAACAUAUGGUACGGCGUUCAAGGGUGGAAUGUGAGAUUGAGUGUCAAUCUUGCACAGAUGGCCGCUACAAUGAUAUCUACAACGUGAAGCUGAGGUGCAACAUCUGUGAAAAUUGCAACAAAUCAAACAUGGAGUACAAGACAAGCUGUAGUGUCACUCGUAACGCUGUGUGCAGAUGUAAAGCGGGCUUCAGGUGCAGUGACCAACAGUGCACAGAGUGUAUUCCAGUACCGACCACCAAACCCACUACAGCCUUCAAACCUUUUGCCUCCACCCCUCGCAUGGCUCCCCCUUCAUCGGUCAAAGAUUCAAUGUGGUACCUGGUGAUAAUUACCCUCCUGCUUGUCGUAAUUGCCCUUGCCGUAACAAAGCUCAAGCCCUUUCUGCGCUGGAUCAGAUCAAAGGAAGGAUACCUGUUGGCUGAAAAAAUAACUGCACGACCAGAAACGACCACAGAGGACGAGGGAGUGUCUAAACCAGUCCAGGAAAUGUGUGGGAAAUGUGAUCAACCAAUCGAUGUUUCGAAUGUUUGAGUUAAAGACUGAAAGAAUGUAAAAAGCAGAAACUUGAAUGGGAGAUAAGAUGGUGGGUGGACAUAAAGCAGAUUCACAACAUUUUGUUGCUUUGGACAUUUAUGAGAAAUGGAGUCAAGCGUCACUCCGCUCAACGCUGAUGAGAGAAGAAAUUGUACUGUAUAUUUCAAGACUUUUGCUGUUCCUUGAGAUGAAACGUGAACUUUUCUGUGAAGUUUAGAUGGUAGAAGUGUAAGAAAACGAUGAAGAAAGUGAAAAGAGCAUGAGUUAGAAAUUGUGCAGUAUGUUGCUUAAUGGUGGUAUCUACAAUGGUACACAAAAGUUAAAGAUAUUCAAUUCUUUACAUUUAUAUGUGUAUAUAUACAUUUUUCAGGAUGUGUUAAAGGAAAUGCAAUAAUUAUAAUCAUUUACUUAU
This is a messenger RNA of Scomber japonicus (chub mackerel), 1052 nucleotides long. RefSeq names its product CD27 molecule (gene cd27). Gene Ontology annotation, biological process: immune response; negative regulation of apoptotic process; extrinsic apoptotic signaling pathway in absence of ligand. Gene Ontology annotation, molecular function: protein binding; tumor necrosis factor receptor activity. The record is from RefSeq and is a predicted model, not a curated record. Gene Ontology annotation, cellular component: CD95 death-inducing signaling complex; external side of plasma membrane; membrane raft. Lineage: Eukaryota; Metazoa; Chordata; Actinopteri; Scombriformes; Scombridae. Bases 77 to 637 code for a protein of 186 amino acids. The transcript is spliced from 7 exons.